AUGGAGACAGAUCACGAAAAACAAGCCCCCAGUGGCAAUCGAGAUGAUCAUCAUCUGGAGCGUCUUGGCUAUGCCCAAGAGGUCAAGCGCAACUUCUCCCUCACGGCCAUGGUGGCAACCUGCGUCAGCCUGAUGGCGACGUGGGAGGCACUUUGCAGCACAAUGGUAACGGGUUUGGUAAGCGGAGGACCAGUUUCGCUCGUCUAUGGGGCGAUUGCGUCCUUUGUAGGAUCACUUUGUUCUGCUCUGUCUCUCGCCGAGUUGGCUUCGAGCCACGCAACAGCCGGCGGGCAAUACCAUUUUGUGGCAAAGCUGUGUCCCAAGAGAAUACGCCCGGUGAGCAGCUGGCUUGCCGGAUAUAUCUCCACCUUGGGCUGGAUCGCCGUCGCCGGAAGUGCACCAUUUCUCGCCGGAACACAAAUUCAGGGCAUGCUAGUCCUGAACUAUCCGACCUCGUAUACCUUUGAGAGGUGGCACGGUACUCUUCUCUAUUGGGCUAUCCUGAUAGGAUCCGCUGGCAUUUGCAUUCUAUGCAGCAAUAUCCUACCGCUGGUAGAAAAGGUGACCAUGGCGCUGCACGUCAUCUUCUUCAUCAUCAUCCUGGUGGUCAUGGUCGCCGUGUCUCCAACCAAACAUUCGGCCGACUUUGUCUUUACUGACUUCCAGAACAACUCUGGGUGGGCUAGCGACGGAAUAGCUUGGUGCAUCGGACUUUUGAGCUCUUGCUAUGUGCUUAUUGGCUAUGACGGAGCCACUCAUCUAAGUGAAGAGAUGGAGAGGGCCGAAACCGGUGUCCCAAGAGCCAUGGUUGGGUCUAUUCUUAUCAACGGAACCCUGGGCUUUGGCUUUCUGAUCGCCUUGUUGUUCUGCAUGGGUGACAUCACAUCGGCUUUGAACACCCCAACUGGGUUCCCGAUCAUCCAGAUCUUCUACAACAUUACUGGAAGUACAGCGGCGACUACUGCUUUGACGAGCGCAGUGACGGUUAUGGCCGCCCUCUCCACAGUUCCGCUCAUCACGUCUGCGGCUAGACUCAUGUGGGCGUUUGCUAGAGACCAAGGCAAGUGCCUCCCAUUCUCCACGCAUCUCUGCAAGAUCGACCGAAAACGUCAAAUCCCAACCAUCGCGAUCCUCACCACGACCGUUCUCCUCAUGCUGCUCGGACUCAUCAACAUCGGUUCCACCACAGCCUUUAACGCUGUUUUAUCCUUGGCCGUAGUGAGCCUGCAGAUCUCAUAUCUUAUGCCUAUAAUUCUCUUGAUUUGGCGCCGCAUUUCCCGACCAAACACAUUGACCUGGGGUCCUUGGCAGUUGGGCAAGUCAGGAAUCGUUGCGAAUGUCGUUGCGAUAGUCUAUCUCGUUUUCACGAGCAUCUUCUUACUCUUUCCCCCUUAUCAGCCUAUUACCGCUGAAAACAUGAAUUACGCGCCAGUUGUUCUUGGCGGCGCUGUCAUAUUUGGUUGUGUCUACUGGCCUCUUAGAGCACGGAAGAGAUACUUUGGGCCGCUGAUCGAGACCAAUGGCACGGAGAGUGCAUCGGUGGGAGAGUGA
Molecule: messenger RNA, 1551 nt
Organism: Fusarium falciforme
Lineage: Eukaryota; Fungi; Ascomycota; Sordariomycetes; Hypocreales; Nectriaceae
Exons: 6
Coding region: 1-1551 (516 amino acids)
Biological process (GO): transmembrane transport
Cellular component (GO): membrane
Molecular function (GO): transmembrane transporter activity
Source: RefSeq, a predicted model, not a curated record